GUGCCGCUUGUUUGUAGGAAUUAUUUUGAACUAAAUCGCAGCACACAGAUAAAGUUUUAUAGACAUAUAUUUUUCUUCAACACGAACGUUGUAAAAUGGAUCAAAUAUUGAACAAGGAAAACACGGGGAUUAAUUUGCCGACAAAUCCUGUAAAAAAUGGAGCCCCCAUUGGAUCUGUAAUAAAAAAACCUUUAGGGAAACUUGACAAUGUGAUGCAUCAAACUCCUGGUAUAACCCCAUUUAAAAGUAAUUCCGUUAGACUUGAGGGCAGUAUUGCUAAGUUGUCACUUCGGAAAGCAUUUAAACCAAAUCACGUUUGUAAGGACCGAGAAGAAAUUAAUUUUAAAACAACGAAUUGCUUUUUGGGCGCCUACAUGUUAAAAUGCGAACCCCAAGUCAUAAAUUUGUUUAACUAUACUGACUUUCCAAACGAGCAAUGUUUAAAAAAAUGCAGCAAGCCAAUCGCGGAAACAUGGUUGGAAAAUCAACCUGGAUAUGAAGGACUGUUAGAUCAACUUUAUUGCAAUCUUUGCGCAUUAGAAAAUAGUUCGGAAAACGUUUACCUUCCUCCAAUAGAACCUGAUUUUAUUGACCUACCAUGCAUAUACGAACCAGAAAAUAUCGAAACGCCCGACUGUGAAUAUGUAUUAAAUUUUAUUCCGCCUUUGCCCAAUUUGGAGAGCAUUGACAUAUUAUUUUAAAUUUGUUAAGAAUAUCGUUUGUGCAUUUUGUAGUUUAAUAAACCUUUUGCCUAUGUACAUUUUAAGAAUAAAAUUAAUAUUAACACAUUUUA
Messenger RNA from Drosophila eugracilis, 793 nucleotides. RefSeq lists its product as uncharacterized. The coding region runs from base 96 to 701 and encodes 201 amino acids. Gene Ontology annotation, biological process: chromosome organization. The transcript has 3 exons. Gene Ontology annotation, cellular component: nucleus; cytoplasm. Lineage: Eukaryota; Metazoa; Arthropoda; Insecta; Diptera; Drosophilidae. The record is from RefSeq and is a predicted model, not a curated record.